Molecule: messenger RNA, 624 nt
Organism: Fusarium sp. VM40
Lineage: Eukaryota; Fungi; Ascomycota; Sordariomycetes; Hypocreales; Nectriaceae
Source: the annotation of a GenBank genome assembly
AUGUCCCUUUUAGCACCCCUUCUGGAAUGGAGAACGUCGGAUUGUGUCAGAGGAAUAUGGAAAUCUGAUGCCAGUCGUCAACUUCUUUGGAGGAAAGAGAAGCCGCUACGUUUAGAUGGUCUGGAACUGAGCCGAUGCCGCGAGUAUGGGCCGUCCUGGUCAUGGGCCACGUUACCUGGAGAAGUUAUCUAUGAAACUGGCGCAUGGCUCCGGAAUCUUGGGGAUACAGUGAACAUCAUCUCCCCGGAAAAGUACACUGAGAAUCCAACCUGCCUCAUCAUAGAAGGCCACAUCCAGGAAGCCUACUGGGAAGGGCAGUAUUUCGAUCCUGAUAAACCUAACAGAGCAGACGAGAAUACGCUACUGGUGCAUGUAGCUUGGGACAUCGAAAUGGCAUCACAAUCAGUAUUUCUGCUUGACCUAACACCUUCAUGGAAAUCUAAUAUGAACAUGGGGCUGGUGUUAGUACAGGUGGAAGGGUACGAGGAUCGUUUUGAAAGGCGCGGCCGUUUUGUACGUAUUGAGGAGGGCUCGGCUGUGAUGAAUGAACAACUCAACGAUGAUCCGAACAACAUACUGUACUCCGACCAAAAGAGCGUGUUUCAACAAGUAUCAGUUAUCUAG